Messenger RNA from Pogona vitticeps (central bearded dragon), 2529 nucleotides. It is a transcript of the gene MGAT4C, whose product is annotated as MGAT4 family member C. The record is from RefSeq and is a predicted model, not a curated record. NCBI's taxonomy places the organism in Eukaryota, Metazoa, Chordata, Lepidosauria, Squamata, Agamidae. Gene Ontology annotation, molecular function: acetylglucosaminyltransferase activity. Gene Ontology annotation, biological process: protein N-linked glycosylation.
ACAAUGCCUUUCCAGACUGUGCAAGACCUUUUUCACUAGGUCAUAGGGGAAUGAGCGUCAUGCCUUACUUUGCUGUGUCAGCUUCCAAAGAAGAGGACGUCAUGCAUCUGGGCAAGGCCAGUGUGGAAAGUGAAAUGUGAUGUUCCUGUUAUGAGUAUUAUUCCAGAAGCGUUUGGAAACAGUGCAUUCAACAAGGAAGCAUCAGAAAAUAAAUAAUAUACAGCAUAUGCAUUUGUCCCAAGGAUUCUUCAAAGUCAUAACAGUUCAACCAAUGAUUAGCCUAUGUUUACUGCUCUGAAGUCAACUUAAAUGGAGCUUACUACUAGGAGAAGUCUGGCUCUGAGGAGAGAGAAGUUACACAGAAUAUGCCCUUCAAAGGUUCAAUCUACUGAUUUCUUGGCUGCCUUGUCCAUUGAAAUUGAGGGCUGAAUGAAGGAGGUGUUGUAUGAUCUUCUCCAUAUGAAAUUCAUAGUGACGCAUUUGGACAAAAUGAGGUGUUUACGAAAGCGAUCUGCAGUAUCCUUUCUAGGAGUCUUGGUCAUCUGCUUGUUGUUCAUGAACUUAUACAUUGAAGACAGCUAUGUCUUGGAUGGAGACAAACAGUUAAUCAGAGAAGCAGCCACACAUCAAUUAAACUCUGAGCGAUAUGUUCACACUUUUAAAGAUCUGUCCAAUUUCUCAGGAUCAAUAAAUGUUUCCUAUCGCUAUCUGGCUGGCACACCUUUGUUAAGAAAAAGGUAUCUUACUAUCGGACUCUCCUCAGUCAAACGGAGAAAAGGAAAUUAUUUGCUGGAGACAAUCAAAUCCAUAUUUGAGCAGUCGAGUUACGAAGAGCUGAAGGAAAUUGUGGUGGUGGUACAUCUGGCCGAGUUUGACUCAGUCUGGUGUGAUGGGAUGGUUCAGGAUAUUUCACAGAAAUUUGCCCACCAUGUAAUUGCUGGGAGGUUAAUGGUAAUCCAUACACCAGAAGAGUAUUAUCCACUAUUGGAUGGCCUCAAAAGAAAUUAUAACGAUCCUGAAGACCGGGUGAAAUUCCGUUCCAAACAAAAUGUAGACUAUGCUUUCCUGCUUAAUUUCUGUGCUAACCUUUCUGAUUAUUAUGUGAUGUUAGAAGAUGAUGUCCGAUGUGCAAAAAACUUCUUGACUGCUAUUAAAAAAGUCAUAACUUCAAGAGAUGGAACGUACUGGGUGACACUAGAAUUUUCCAAACUGGGCUACAUUGGGAAGUUGUAUCAUUCUCAUGAUCUCCCCCGAUUGGCUCAUUUUUUGCUGAUGUUCUACCAGGAAAUGCCAUGUGAUUGGCUGUUGAUCCAUUUCCGUGGACUGCUGGCUCAAAAGGAUGUAAUUCGUUUCAAACCGUCUCUUUUCCAGCAUAUGGGCUAUUAUUCAUCUUACAAAGGAGCUGAGAAUAAAUUAAAAGAUGAUGACUUUGAAGAGGAUUCAUUUGACCUUCCUGAUAAUCCGCCUGCCAUCCUUCACACAAACAUGAAUGUUUUUGAAAACUAUGAAGCAAGCAAAGCAUACAGUAGUGUUGAUGAGUACUUCUGGGGCAAAGCACCCUCUGCUGGAGAUUUCUAUAUGAUAGUCUUUGAAAAGCCAAUUAAAAUUAAUAGAAUUAAAGUUGUCACAGGGACAGAAGACCGACAAAAUGAUGUCUUGCAUCACGGGGCACUGGAAGUUGGGGAAAAGAUCGUUUGGGGCAAAAAGGGUAGACAAUGCACGACUUUCUUGCGACUAGGGGAGUUUAAAAAUGGAAACUUAGAAAUUACAAAUGUGGAGCACAAAGUUCUUUUUGAUAUUAACUGUAUGAGAAUACUUGUUACCAAAAGCCAAAAGGAAUGGUUGAUCAUUAGGAGCAUUAGCAUAUGGACUUCACAGCCAACAAAUCAAUAAGGUGAACUUACAGUGCUAGGUUUUCCCUCCUUUAUUAGGGAAGUAAGCACUGCUUGAAUGCUGGAUGGUGCCAUUCCCUAUAAUGACUGACUUUUUCAGAUUUUUGGGUUUUUUUGCUACUGACUUUGGCAACCUGGGAAAUCACAAAACAUACAAAAGCAAUCUAGUUUUUACUAGUUCGGUCAGGCAAUAUACAAUGACUACUUUGUUGGAAUGUUUGAAUUUUAUAGGAAGUGAAAACCCGUUCUUGUCCAUUCCUCCAGAUCCAAACCCAAUUUUCUGUUGUUUUUCACCAUCUUCCCUUAGGGAAGAACUGAUGUGCUAAACAAAGCAAAAGCUGUUUCAUAAUUUAAAGGUUUUGUAGGCCUAUGCCAGUAUAUUGUCAAAAGAAUUUGACUCCGUCAUAUCCACGUAUAAAUUAAAAAUGUGGUGGUGGUUUGUGUUUGUACCGUGGCUGGUAGCUUGUUUUGUUUGGAAGGCACUUUUGAUUGGGAAGUCCUGUUAAUGCAGCUGGUAUUCUCUACUGUGAGCACUGUAAGAAAGCUGUAUUGCUACCCAUUUCCCCCGAAAAUACAUGUUAUAAAACUGUAAUGAUCAUUCUGAAAAUCUCAGCAAGUGUAUCCACUAUUUUUGACC